Molecule: messenger RNA, 387 nt
Organism: Fomitiporia mediterranea MF3/22
Lineage: Eukaryota; Fungi; Basidiomycota; Agaricomycetes; Hymenochaetales; Hymenochaetaceae
Product: HSP20-like chaperone
Exons: 2
Coding region: 1-387 (128 amino acids)
Biological process (GO): response to salt stress; protein complex oligomerization; response to heat
Source: RefSeq, a predicted model, not a curated record
AUGUUCAACGACCCUUUCUUCUCUGCCUUCCCAACCUCGACCUCGUUGAACACACCUGCUGUAGACGUGAGCGAAGAGCCGAACGCGUUUGUGGUAGAAGCGGAGUUGCCGGGUGUGAAGAAGGAGAACCUAGAGUUGAGAGACAACUUACUAACUCAACCUUUACAACAAACAGACGACGCCCGUGCAGUUACCCAGCAGCAAAACGAAUCAACCCAACUCUCUACCGAACGUACAUUCAGCAGCGCCUCCCAAUUCUCUCGUACAAUCUGGCUUCCGCGCCGUGUAGACGGAUCAGGUGUCUUUGCUAAACUCGAGGAUGGAAUCUUGAGAGUCAGGGUUCCCAAGGCGGAGGACCAGGAGAGUGUUAAAGUUAAUAUCGAGUGA